AUGGGUGCGUUCGGCUCCAAGGACAACUCGUCGGGGCGGCACCACCACCAUUGCAACCAGGACCACAGCAAGAACGCCGCGCCGGGAGGGAAAGACCGCUUCGCCAAGUUCGGCGACGAUUACCACACCCUGGAGCAGGUGACUGAUGCUCUUUCACAUGCUGGACUGGAGUCCUCAAAUCUAAUCGUUGGGAUUGAUUUCACCAAGAGCAAUGAAUGGACAGGUAAAGUGUCCUUCCACAACCGGAGCUUGCAUGCAAUAGGGAACACUCCAAACCCAUAUGAGCAGGCUAUAUCCAUUAUCGGGAGAACCCUAGCACGAUUUGAUGAGGACAAUCUGAUACCAUGCUUUGGAUUCGGUGAUGCUACUACUCAUGACCAAAAGGUAUUUAGCUUCUAUCCUGAGAACCAACCGUGUGAUGGCUUUGAACAAGCACUUGGGCGAUACAGAGAAAUUGUUCCGCAGCUUCGUUUGGCUGGUCCCACUUCAUUUGCACCUAUGAUUGAGACUGCUAUUGGGAUUGUUGAUAGUAGUGGUGGCCAGUACCAUGUUCUGCUCAUAAUAGCAGAUGGACAGGUUACACGCAGUGUUGACACUGGUAAUGGCCAGUUGAGCCCACAGGAAAGGGAAACUAUAGAUGCCAUUGUGAAAGCAAGUGACUACCCUUUGUCAAUUGUGCUUGUUGGAGUCGGUGAUGGGCCCUGGGAUAUGAUGAGGCAAUUUGAUGACAACAUACCUUCUCGUGCAUUUGAUAAUUUCCAGUUUGUUAACUUCACAGAGAUCAUGUCAAGGCCUAUUCCUACUAGCAAAAAGGAGGCAGAAUUUGCUCUUUCAGCACUUAUGGAGAUCCCAGCUCAGUUCAAGGCAACAAUGAACCUCCAGCUUCUUGGCAAACAAAGAGGAUUUCCGCACCGAUCAGUGUUACCUCCACCUGUGAGUGUCUAUCGACAACCCUCUGGAUGCUCAACUGUCAAGCAGACUCAAUCGCCUGGCACCAGCUAUGGGUCGCCACAGAAGAAUGCAUCAGCACCUCGACAGGACAGUGAUGUGGGUGAUCAGCAGACUUGUCCAAUCUGCUGGUCUGAAGCAAAGAACCUGGCUUUUGGAUGUGGGCACCAGACAUGCGCCGACUGCGGGAAAGAUCUGAAGGUUUGCCCCCUUUGCCAGAGAGCGAUCUCCACAAGGAUUAGGCUCUACUGA
Triticum turgidum subsp. durum (durum wheat) is the source of this 1200-nucleotide messenger RNA. The record is from the annotation of a GenBank genome assembly. NCBI's taxonomy places the organism in Eukaryota, Viridiplantae, Streptophyta, Magnoliopsida, Poales, Poaceae.